Gekko japonicus is the source of this 318-nucleotide messenger RNA. RefSeq names its product transforming protein RhoA-like. Gene Ontology annotation, molecular function: GTP binding; GTPase activity. The record is from RefSeq and is a predicted model, not a curated record. NCBI's taxonomy places the organism in Eukaryota, Metazoa, Chordata, Lepidosauria, Squamata, Gekkonidae. Gene Ontology annotation, biological process: small GTPase-mediated signal transduction. The transcript has 2 exons. The coding region runs from base 1 to 318 and encodes 105 amino acids.
AUGUCAGCCGUUCGGAAAAAGCUGCUUAUAGCGGGUGAUGGCACCUGCGGCGAGAUGUGUCUUCUCUUUGUAUUUAGUAAAUACCAGUUUCCUGAAGUUUAUGUCCCCUCAGUAUUUGAAAACUAUGUGGCAGAUACUGAAGUUGAUUCUAAGCAGGAACCAGUCAAACCCGAAGAGGGCAGGGAUGUGGCAAACCACAUCGGUGCUUUUGGACACGUGGAGUGCGGUGCAAAGACCAAAGAUGGUGUGAGGGGAGUUUUUGAAAUGGUCACUGGAGCUGCUUUACAAGCUCGGCGUGGCAAGAAAAAAUUGGGGUAA